CCAGUUCGUUCUGUACCAGUUCCAUACCAGAACAAACUGGUACUUUGAGCAUUUACUUCAUCUUCGGUAGGCUGCUAAUCUUGCCGAAGGAAACCUCCAAUCUGGAGGGCUGAAAGGAUAUGUGUGGCAGGAUACUCUCGGUGGUUACCACUGCCCUUCGGAAAAUUUCGGAAAAACCAGUGGUGUUCGUGGAUUUGAACUCGAAUCUUUUCGUUCAUUUGUUUACUAAGCAGCGCACAUUUCUCUCAGCGCCACACUCGCCACACGAUUUAACGUCCUCAAAUCAUCGAAUAUCGUUUUCGCAUCAGACUCUCUACCCAUUUGAAAACGCUUCCUUGUCAAGGAAAAAUCGAGCCGUCUUUACAGCUAUCGAUAAGAUAAAUACGUAAAAGAAUUAAAUUUCAAGGAGAAAAAAUUACUAGUAAUCGACAUCACACGUUGUUCAAUUAAUUUCAAAUAAAUUAAAAAUGUUUUAACCAUAGAUACCAAACGACGCAAAAUUGAAAAGUACAACGUUGGAAAGUUUGAAAUUAUAAAAAAAAUGUUUAAGUUGAACUAAUUUCAUCCUAUAUUAGCUUUUAUUUAUUUACUCCGUGUAUAUCAUAUUAUUAAGUUAUUGCAUAUCUCUGACGAUUGCAUGCGAGAUAAGGCAUUCAGAGAAUAUUGCCGGCUAUUAAUUGAGUGUAUCUCCUUAUCAUUUGUCGCGAUAAGGCCCGAUGAGAUAAAUGAUAAGGCUCGCGAGUGGCGUCGGUUUUUUAGUGCGCUCGUUUUCAACGACACCGUGUACAUAUGUUUAGAAAUUCUGAAAUCUGCCAAUUCUUAUAAACGAAGCUCUUUCCGUCGCCAUGCUGCGACGACUGCGAGCACUCAAGUCGAUAGCCCCGCCGGCGACACCGUUGCAGGACUUCACCUACCACUGGAAACAAUUGAUGAACUUCUACGUGAGUCACCUGACCGACUGCAAGGUACCGGUGCAAAACACCAGCAUACCCCGACACCUGGACGUGCUGCUGGACAUUCUGCUGCAAGAGGAGAAAGAGGAGAAUGAGCCGGGGCCCUGCCUGGAAUACCUACUACAGCACAAGCUCCUGGACCUACUGGCGACCCUAGCAAGCGCGGAGACGCCGCCUGGUAUGCGAACGGUCUGCCUCGCCUUCCUGAGGAAACUUCUGGGCAGGUCCAAGUACCCCUUGCUGCACCACGCGUCCAUCUACGCGCCGAUACAACGGCUGGUUGCGCUCUGCAACGGCAACCCGCCGUCGCCGAUCGAGGCCGAGGAGGUGCAAUUCUUGCUAACAAUCUGCUUCCUGGUGUGCAAAUACCCUCAUGUGACCAACAUCAUCAAUGACGCGCCAGUUGUGCAGGCAGUCAACAACCCUGCCAAGAAGGAUAACGAGAGAACGGAGAUCCAGAAGGUGACGUACGUCCCGACCAGAAAGAGGAACAAUUCCAACCCCUUGUUCGAGCCCUUGGACACCCAAGCGAUCACGUUGGUCAGCCCGAAUCUCUUUGAUAAGGAACGCCGGAGGCUGCCACGUUCGAAUCAUGUUUUCAAGGCGACCGCAUCAGAUCCUGGACGCCUGUCCAGGAGAUCGAACGAGUCCGUGUCCUCGAGGGAGGAGAGCAUCUCGUCGAGUCCUCUGGCCCGAAAGUCCGUUUGCGACUCGCCGUCGUUGGACACGAAGAGUAACGAGCGGUGGGGGGAGAAGGGCGGGGCAGAUUCCUCGGGUAGUAAAAUCGAUGAACAUUUACAAAACUUGCGGGACCUGCGAUUAAAUACCGAUUGCAACGUCUACGAUGACGCGAGCUACGUGGCGGGUGAUAAUCAGAGUUUAAAGUCGCCGAAGACGCCGCAGAAGUCCAAGUGUCUCUUACUGGACGCCCUGAUGAGCUACUUAAACAGCGCGGACAACACCGUAAGAAUACGAGCGUGCGAGGGAAUAAUGGUUCUGGCGUCUCUGGAUGAUCCCUCGUUCGCGCAAACAGUGGCCAGGAGCGGGCUAUCGUCGAUAGUCUCGACACGUCUGGAGAACCUGUUCAACGCCAUCCCGGCGCACGUGGACUACCUGGACAUCUACAACGUGGACGUCACGUGGGGCCUGGACUCGCCGCUGUGGACCCAGGAGAAGAAGUUCCCCGGUUGUCGGCAAGUGGCGGCGUUCUUCAUGUGGUACGACUACUGCGACCAGCUGAUCAGGGAGGCCCAGAUGGAGCUCGCCGAGACGCUGGCGAGGACCAUUCGAGUGAUGUUCUUCGAGAGGAUAGUAACGCCCGCCCUGGCCGAUCACCACGUCGUACUUAUCACAGCCCUCGUCGCCAAGUGCUUGAAGGAAACGACCUCGUCCAUCUUGUGUACAGAGGUGAGUUACUGGUUGGUCGGGCAAGACAGGGAUUCAGAAAUACCGAACGUGUGGACCUCGCCGGUACUGCACAGGCUGAUAGAGAACUGCUUCACGGACAGUAACGAUCUCACGGUGGAAACGUUGAAGUUGUUCGAGGAGGCAAUAGACAAAAGAAGCGAGCAUAUAUUGCACUGUCUCUUGCUGAUUUAUCUGUCCACUCGUGCGUAUUACGAUAACACCGCCGCUGAUAGCGCUAUCGCUUCGUGGAGCGAUGAGGAGGACGAGAGGGAGAAGGAGAAGAAGGGAUCCCUGGACCUUUCCUACGAGCAAAAUCACAGCCGCACUUUGGCGCCGAGUAAUAUCCACCGAGUUAUCAAUUGCUUCCUGUCGUUGAUGCCACGUUACUUGCAAACAAACCCGGACGUCAAUAACUACGAGAAGUACAUGCCGGCUUGGGAACACCAGUACACUUCGGUACUGUCCGACUGCGCCCUAAUGGCGUGGCCGUUGGAAGCGGUGAUGGUAGACGACUCGGCAAGUUCCGAUUCGCGACCGGAGGCCGAUCAUUGCUCGGGUCGAUUUUACAUGGGGCCGUUCCUGAAUAUGCUCUUCGACAAGAUCAGCAACAUGCCGAAACAGUCGUACGAAGUCAACUUGGAGGUCACAGGGUUGAUCUCCAGACUGGCGCUACUCCCGCACCCGUACCUGCACGAGUUCCUGCUGAACCCUCUGCUACCUCUGAUACCCGGCACGAAGAGCCUGUUCUCGUGCCUACAGAAGGUUGUCAAGCAGCUCGUUAGCGAGAUACCAAAGACGCCGGAGAGUAAAAUGAUGCUGACAGAGACGAGGCGAAGAUUGUUGAGCUGUCCGCAAGAAGAGGAGAAGGAAAACAUUCUGUACGAAAGCGCUAUAGUGACGGAGGAAUUUUGCAAAGAUCUUGCAGCGAUAGCAUACGUCAAGUACCAUCAUUCUGUUUAACAGACUUCUAACACAUUUGUUAGAUAGAAUGGCAAAACUUGAAUAAUUUAUAGAUAUCAAUAUGUCGAAAUCAUAUAUCUUGUACUUUAAGUAGCAAAUACUUUUUGUGAUGACUUUGUAAGAUAUAUAAGUCUGUAAUUAAGUAUGAUACAUUUAAUUACACUAUUAUUAUCGAGAAUCUUA
Molecule: messenger RNA, 3503 nt
Organism: Vollenhovia emeryi
Lineage: Eukaryota; Metazoa; Arthropoda; Insecta; Hymenoptera; Formicidae
Product: protein FAM160B1-like
Exons: 7
Coding region: 846-3320 (824 amino acids)
Source: RefSeq, a predicted model, not a curated record